Candida tropicalis MYA-3404 is the source of this 1281-nucleotide messenger RNA. Its product is annotated as tRNA-5-taurinomethyluridine 2-sulfurtransferase. The transcript has a single exon. Gene Ontology annotation, biological process: tRNA wobble position uridine thiolation. The coding region runs from base 1 to 1281 and encodes 426 amino acids. The record is from RefSeq and is a predicted model, not a curated record. Lineage: Eukaryota; Fungi; Ascomycota; Pichiomycetes; Serinales; Debaryomycetaceae. Gene Ontology annotation, molecular function: sulfurtransferase activity. Gene Ontology annotation, cellular component: mitochondrion.
AUGACUAGAAUACUUAGACUACUACGACCAUUACGUACUUGUGUGUCAUUAGUGAAGUUACCAAAUGUGUCGUAUCGUUCAUAUUCGACUGUUCCUUCACCGUAUUACCCUACUCGCAAAUCAUAUCAGCCAUCGAAAGAACCAAUAAAUGAGCUCCCAGAAAAUAGCUAUAUACAACCAACACCUGGUCCCGAAGAUCAUAUAAUUGUGGCCAUGUCAUCAGGAGUUGAUUCUUCAGUUUGUGCAGCACUUUUUCAAAAUUACAAAAAUGUUCAUGGUAUAUACAUGGCAAAUUGGUCUCAAAAUGCUACAUGUACUGAGAGAGAUUGGAGAGAUGUGCAAAAAGUAUGUCAAGAUUUGAAUAUCGACUGUGAACGAGUUAAUUUUGAACAUGAAUACUGGAAUGAUGUUUUCUUACCUAUGAUUGAAAAAUACGAAAGGGGACUAACUCCUAAUCCCGAUAUUGGUUGCAACAAGUAUGUAAAGUUUGGGAAAUUAGCUGAAUAUUUGGAACAGAAAUACCAUGGCAAGAAGUGGUGGUUGGUCACUGGUCAUUAUGCACGAGUCAUGAAACAUAACGCAACUGGUGAGUAUCAUUUACUAAGAGGUUUAAGCAGUCGUAAAGAUCAAAGUUAUUACUUGUCCUCCAUUCCAGCCUCAAUUCUAUCAAAGACAAUUUUACCUAUUGGUCAUUACACCAAACCGGAGAUUCGUGAAUUGGCCAAAAAAUUUAAUCUCCAUACGGCUUCAAAACCAGAUUCCCAAGGUUUGUGUUUUGUUAAUCCUAAUCAAUCUAAUUUUAGAGACUUUUUGAACGAAUACAUCCCAGCAAAUCCAGGUGAUAUCGUUACUGAAGACGGCACGGUGUGGGGAAAACACAAGGGUUUAUGGCAUGCUACUAUAGGACAAAGAUCAACGGUUUCAAUGCCACAAGGAGAUCCAAAAUAUCAGGGUGUGUGGUUUGUAAGUGAAAAAAAUAUCGAAAAGAAUCAAUUAGUAAUCGUCAAAGGAACCGAUAACCCGAAACUAUUUAAACAAGUUGUUGAAAUCACGGACUUGGAAUGGAUUCAACCUAAAGAGAAGGUGUUAGCUAUGGAUAAUGUACAAUUUCAGUAUCAUUCAUUAACCACACCAGUUCCAGUCAAAGUGAUUAAAAACAAAGGGGACAAGUUAAUCAUAGAGUUAGAGAAACCAGCAAGAGCUUUAGCUCCUGGUCAAGGAGGGAUUUUAUAUAAUGGCAAUCAAGUUUUAGGUGGAGGAAUGAUAAAUAAAACCUUGUAA